Esox lucius (northern pike) is the source of this 2833-nucleotide messenger RNA. It is a transcript of the gene nell2a, whose product is annotated as neural EGFL like 2a. The record is from RefSeq and is a predicted model, not a curated record. Bases 263 to 2695 code for a protein of 810 amino acids. Lineage: Eukaryota; Metazoa; Chordata; Actinopteri; Esociformes; Esocidae. The transcript is spliced from 20 exons. Gene Ontology annotation, molecular function: protein binding; calcium ion binding.
GGAGCUCCUACUGAACAGAGGUGUUUUCGAGACUGGAGAAGCUUGCUUUGUUACAACCUCUAUUGCGUACCCACCUGUGUCGCCAACGGACCGAUUCCUAUGUAACGGACCUUGCACUGAAUGGAAUAAUAUUUAUUGGGCGUCAAAGUUAUGAAUCUGAUGAUGCGGUAUUCACAUAUGUGGGAUUUGUAAUACUGCGCUGGUUUGAUACAUCGUUCGCAUGUGAUUGUAUUGAAAAAACAUGGACUAAUUUUUAUUCACAAUGGGAUUAAAACUAUUUCUUGUCUUCGGUUUAUUCUGCGUCACCUCAGGUUUCGGAGUUGAUCCUGCCCUACGCAUCAGUGUUUUCGAUGAGUUGAUGCCUGGAGAGAAUUUCAAUGGAGUUACUCAAGUCCAAGGCUUCCACAGUGACUCCCGGGCAUUCCACUUUAAAGGUUCAUCCAGGGAGUUGAAGGCCCCUGAGGCUGUGUCUGUGCGCAUUGUCCAGAAGCUGAGGGGCCAGAGUGAAUUCACUGUGCUGGUGACCCUGAAACAGGAGCACCUCAACUCUGGGGUCAUCCUCUCCAUCCACCACUCUGAACAAAGGUUCCUGGAGUUGGAGAGCAGCGGUCAGCGCAGCGAGGUGCGUCUUCACUACCGAACCGUGGGCCAGCAGGCCCACACUGAGGUGUUCCCGUACAGCCUGGCAGAUGGCCAGUGGCACAAGGUCUCUGUGGCCAUCAGCGCCUCCCACAUCGUGCUGCACGUCGAUUGCAACAGGAUCUACGAAAGGGUGGUGGAGAUGCCGUCGAUGGUCAUCCCUGAUGAUGCCACCUUCUGGCUGGGGCAGAGGAACAGCGCCCAUGGCUUCUUCAAGGGUGUAAUGCAGGACGUUCAGAUUCUAGUCAUGCCCCAGGGAUUCAUCUCCCAGUGCCCGGAUCUCAACCGAACAUGCCCAACGUGCAAUGACUUUCACGGACUGGUGCAGAAGAUCAUGGAACUGCAGGACAUCUUAGCCAAAACAUCCAGCAAGCUGUCCAGGGCGGAGGAGAAGAUGAAUGGGCUGGAUGGAUGCUAUUGUGAGAGGACCUGCAGUGUCAAGGGGGUCGUCUACAGAGAGGACGAUUCCUGGACAGAUGGCUGCAGGAACUGCACGUGCACGAACGGAACGGUGCAUUGUGAGACGGUCUCCUGCCAGCCUCCUCAGUGCCCAGCGGGCACAGCGCCUUCCUACGUGAAAGGUGCCUGCUGCAAAGAGUGCCAACCGGUAUGCCUGUUCAGAACAGAAGUACUGGUGGAGGGAGAUCUUAAAGCGAUGCAUGACAUCUCGGGCAGAUGCCAGAUGUAUGAGUGCAAGGAGAGGACUAUGCAUCGGGUUGUCGCGACGACCCCCUGUCCUGAGCUCAACUGCCCAGAGUCUGAGCAGGUCACCCUGGAUGACAGGUGCUGCAAAGUCUGCAGAGGUCAUGACUUCUGCGGAGAGGGUCACAGCUGUGUCGAGCACUCUGACUGUGUCAACCUGGAGGCUCGGGCGUGCUGCACCUGCAAGGACGGCUUUCGCCCCCUCCGAGAGGACAAUGCCUACUGUGAAGAUAUCGACGAGUGCGCGGAGGGCAAACACUACUGCAGGGAGAACACCAUGUGUGUCAACACGCCAGGCUCCUUCAUGUGCGUCUGCCACACGGGAUACAUCCGGAUCGAUGAUUUCUGCUGCACUGAGCAUGAUGAGUGCGUGACUGGACUGCAUAGCUGUGACCAGAAUGCCCUCUGUUUCAACACUGUCGGAGGGCACAGCUGCUCAUGCAAGCCAGGAUACACUGGCAAUGGCACUAUCUGCAAAGCAAUUUGUGAUGGCCUGUGCCAGAAUGGAGGAACCUGCGUCUCCCCUAACAACUGCAUCUGCCAGCCAGGCUUCACAGGGAAAAGGUGUGAGACAGACAUUGAUGAGUGUUCUGAUGGGUUUGUGGAGUGUGACGACAAAGCCAUCUGUGUGAACCUUCCCGGCUGGUACCACUGCGAGUGUCGUGAUGGAUACCACGACAAUGGCUUGUUCUCUGCCAAUGGAGGGUCGUGCGUAGAUAUCAAUGAAUGCAAGACAGGGAGGAACACCUGUGCCAAUGACACGACAUGCUUCAAUCUGGAAGGAGGCUACGACUGCAGGUGCCCUCACGGAAGGAACUGCUCCGGAGACUGUAUCCAUGACAACAAAGUGAAACACAACAGACAGAUCUGGGUGCUGGAAAAUGACAGAUGCUCUGUCUGCUCCUGUCAGACGGGUCAGGUAAUGUGCCGGAGGAUGGUGUGUGACUGUGAGAACCCCACGGCCGACCUGUUCUGCUGUCCGGAGUGUGAUCCCCGCCUCAGCAGCCUGUGUCUCCACCAGAACGGCCUGCUGACCUACGGGAGUGGAGACACCUGGGUGGACAACUGCCAGCAGUGCCAGUGCCUGCAGGGGCAGGUGGACUGCUGGCCCCUGUCAUGCCCCCCGGUGGACUGUGAGUUCACGGUGGUUCCAGAGGGCGAGUGCUGCGCCCACUGCAUCACCGACCCCUGCCAGGCGGACACCAUCCGCAACGACAUCACCAAAACGUGCACGGACGAGCACGGCAUCCAGCGAUUCAGUGGCUCCUCCUGGGCCAAACACGGCACGGAAUGCACCCACUGUCAGUGCAAGAACGGACAUAUUUGUUGUUCAGUGGACCCCAUGUGCCUUUAGUUCCUGAAGCUCUGAUGGCACCACCUGUACAGUGUUAUCCAUGUAAAAAAAAAAAAAAAAAACCUGCGUUUUACACCCUCCUGCCCAACUUCUUUAUACCAAAAUACAAACAUGUACUAUACAGCACAGAUGAUGGAA